Temnothorax curvispinosus is the source of this 2405-nucleotide messenger RNA. Its product is annotated as thyrotropin-releasing hormone receptor-like. Gene Ontology annotation, biological process: G protein-coupled receptor signaling pathway. The transcript is spliced from 4 exons. The coding region runs from base 727 to 1857 and encodes 376 amino acids. Gene Ontology annotation, cellular component: plasma membrane. Gene Ontology annotation, molecular function: G protein-coupled receptor activity. The record is from RefSeq and is a predicted model, not a curated record. NCBI's taxonomy places the organism in Eukaryota, Metazoa, Arthropoda, Insecta, Hymenoptera, Formicidae.
CGUCGGAGCAUCCAGCAGAAAUAGCUGAGACGGCACUCGAAUAUAUUCUCCGAAAGUGUUACAUACAUUAGUGUUACAUACAUUAGUGUCUCGAAAACUAAGUACACCAACUACCAAAUCCAAAUUAUUCUUAUCAUUAAGUGCACUCAUAAACUUGUUGCUUCCCAUUUGAAAAUAAAAAAAAGCAAAAUGUCUCGCUGCUAUUAACGUGAUUGAUAAUACUUAUAACGUGAUUCAUAUACCGGAUCUUACUUAGACCUAAUCAAUCUACUGUUAAUAAGUCGCGGUAUUAAAAUCAAGUGUCGCGCGACUGUCUGAAAUGAAAAACAUCUCAUUAAAUAAUAUUAACGAGUGGCUGACGAAAGAAUCUCGCACCGGCACCGCACGUUGCCGUGCCAACUAAGUGUCGGGAGGGAUCAUCUUAUAUUUACAAAAUGUUAAGAUCGUUGAUGUGUGAGAGAUAUAUAUGAAUUGAAGCACUCGAGUGUUGGAAGACCGCGGUUAAAAGGAGCUCUCGGCACCCGGUCACAAAAUCAUCUUUAGAAUCUGGAUGGCAGUCCAAUAAAUGACUUGCGUCCGCACGUCUCAUAACUAAAACAUGUAGCUUCAUUUAUUGAAUAUCAACAUACAGAUUAUCAUGCAUGACGCAAGCUGUUAUGCUCGGCGCGGUUAUACUGCCUUUCGCUUUUCUUCUCAUUGAUGGCAGCUUGAGAUCAACACGUGAAGAUGAUGGCUGAGAAUAGUAGCAACAUUACAACGGUAUACAGACCCUAUCAGGAAGCCGACCAUUUCUUACAGCAAAUCCAACAGUAUUAUACGCCGAUUCUCGUACUCCUGGGCCUGCUGGGCAAUUGUCUGUCCAUGUGCGUAUUCUUCGGCACGAAACUACGUUAUUCCUCAUCCAGCAUUUACUUGGGAGCGCUAGCAAUAAGCGAUAGCGGCUUCCUGAUAGCAGUUUUCGUGACCUGGCUAAAAAUGGUGCACGUGAAUCUAUUCAAUCGGCAUGGCUUCUGCCAGUUCUUCGUCUAUCUCGGCACUCUCUGUAGCUUCCUCAGCGUGUGGCUCGUAGUAGCCUUCACCAUUGAGCGAUACAUGGCAGUCAGGUGGCCGCUUCGUCGCCAAAUCUUGUGUACAGUAGCCCGAGCGAAGAUGACAGUGAUGGGACUAACAGCAUUAGCGAUUCUGCUGAGCAGCCCAGUGAUUUGGUUCUCCAAAAUCGAUAAAAACUCGACCUGUGGCUUGGACAAAGACUGGGAGUCCUGGGCAAUCGCUUACAACACCUUUGAUAUUGUCAUGACAUUUGCCGUGCCUCUGACCUUGAUAGUGAUCUUCAAUACUCUGAUAGCGCGCAACAUCUACAAGCUCGACCACAUCCGAAGAACUUUGACUAUAGAAUCCAAUAUUUCCAACGAGAGGGCUCAUACUCCACGAGACAGAAUGCCGCAGACUAAAGUCACGAAAAUGCUUCUGCUCGUUUCGACUGCGUUCUUCUGCCUCAAUAUGCCUGCAUUCGUUCUCAGGGUGGUCGCUUUCCUCUACGAUAACAGCAAAUCAGUGAUAUGGCUUAUUUUGGCGCAACAAAUGUGCCAAUUAUUAUUCGACACGAGUUUCGGAAUAAAUUUCAUUCUUUACUGCGCGAGCGGACAGAAUUUUCGCAGAGAGAUGGUUCACAUGUGUACAAAGCGUUCAAGUACUAGGAGAAGUGGAACUCUCAUGCAGAUGGCGAGUCAUGGAAAACAGUGUGUUUCAGAAUUCACGCGCAGAUACACCUCAACAAAACGGCCGCACUUUGCCGACAAUGCGCAACAGAAAAACUCUCAGGAGACGCAAAAGCUACCAGUGAAUAAAGAAUUAUGAUACAAUAAAACAUCAGUUUCAAACAACUGAGUAAAUGCAUGUUAGAAGACAAUCAGAGAAUUAUGUGUAAUGUACCGACAUAGUAUUACGGUGCACAUAUAUGAAAACAUGGAUUAUAAGCUUACCAGCUUCGAGUUCUGUAGCUGGAAGCGGACCUACAUUUCCGAAGAAGCGUUGAUCCAGUAGUUGAAGAAGUUGAAGCGCUGCAUCGUGAACUGGAGCGCGAGGACAUCCUGUAUUCAUUAAUGUUACGUUGAUGACACUCGUGUAAUGGUCGCAAGGAUACUCCCUAAAGAAAAGAAAAUCAUAAACUCACGAUUGUCAUACUGUUUAUUAGCUUUGUUAUUCUAUCUGCGGCUUAUAUCCGCGACUCUGUCAAGAAAUAUAUGUCUCGCAGUCUUUACUCGCUAUGUAUAUAUCGUAUUUUCUUCUAAUAUCAAGAGACACGGUAGUGUCUCGCGCUAAGUACACGCGGAGCGAGAUCGCACCGUGACUCUUUUACGCGAUACUUCACUACUUCAAUAAACGUUUUUGUAUAAAAUAUUUAU